AUGUCAGCAUCAAUGGGCACAAUUCGCCCAACAAAUUCGGUUGGUUUCUUCUGGGACUUUGAAAACCUCCCGCCUAAGAAUUUUGAGAACAAUGGAUACGGCUAUCCCCACGCCUUUCGCGAAAUUGGCGAGCAAUACGGUUCCAUUAAGGAGUUCAAGGCCUACUUGCAAAUAGCGACGAUGCGCCCUGCCCGCCGUGACCAGUUUCAGGCAAUGGGCAUGACGCUGGUCGACUGUGAGCACGCCGGGCGCAAGGAGGUUGUCGAUAAGAUGAUGAUUGAUAUGAUCCUCUUUGCAUGCGACAACCCAGCGCCCGCGACAGUCGUCGUCGUCUCUGAGGACAGGGAUUACUCUUACGCCGUGGCGACGCUGUGUCUGAGAGGCUAUGACGUGGUUCUCAUCCGUCGAAAUGAGGUUCACCCGGGCAUGACCAUUCACUCGGCGACCUAUCGCACUUGGGAUAGCGUGACUAAACGAGCUGAACUUCUUGCAAAGAAGCCAGUGCGAUGGCAGCAGCCGACGACGAGGUCCAACCCUCUAAAUGUCGUUCAGGCAGCAGCCCCUGCCAGUAAGCCUCGAGCUGAACGCGGGUCGGUCAGUUCGGAUGAGUUUGAACCUACCGCCUCAUCCAACCGGAAAGGCGAACGGUCCACACCGAGGUCUACCCAUGCCGUGAGUGAUCAAACUAUCGAUGGUCAUGCUCAAUCGCGUAGCAAGCCUUCAUCUCUUGGAAAGGGCUCACUAAGCUCACCCAUAAUUCUCGCAAGUGAUUCGGAGGAGUCCGAAUAUGAAUUUGACGAAAUCUCUCUUGACAUAUCAGCAUUAGAAGCCUUGGAUGCCGCCGAGCGCGAGGCUUACAGUAGGAUCAGCUCCACUGGUCCUGUUUCUGAGCUGAACGUCGACCAUGAAGAUGACGAAGAGGACGAAGAGGACGAAGACGAUAGCCAGGUUGGAAACCGCAGUACAGAUACAGACAAGGAAGAUGACACGAGGAACAACGCAUCCCGCUCCUCCAGUCAACCGCCUUUCGACAUCUUCACUCAGGCUCGCAGCCCUAGGCCAUCCAAGCGAGCUCGCUCCCCGGAGGACGAUGACGACUCGGAGAGCAACACCAAGCGAAUCAGAUAUUCGGAUGCACCUCGUAAAGUAUUCAAACGCCUCGUCAAGUGCCUGAGGGAUUGGGACCCACAUGGCAAAAAGCCGACCGUCAAGCGCGUCCGGAGAGCUCUUGGAGGUCGAAAGGGCCUUGAAGCCAUGGACAUCAAGGACACUCUCGAAUUCGUCCGUGCCGCCUCUGAGGCUGGUUGGAUUGGUCCUGCCGAUAUUCCCGACAAAUAUUGCGUUAUAUUCCCGUUGAAGUAG
Messenger RNA from Coprinopsis cinerea okayama7#130, 1362 nucleotides. RefSeq lists its product as hypothetical. The transcript is spliced from 4 exons. Gene Ontology annotation, biological process: post-transcriptional gene silencing. The coding region runs from base 1 to 1362 and encodes 453 amino acids. Gene Ontology annotation, molecular function: RNA nuclease activity; mRNA base-pairing post-transcriptional repressor activity; CCR4-NOT complex binding. NCBI's taxonomy places the organism in Eukaryota, Fungi, Basidiomycota, Agaricomycetes, Agaricales, Psathyrellaceae. Gene Ontology annotation, cellular component: peroxisome; cytoplasm. The record is from RefSeq and is a predicted model, not a curated record.